UUUAUGCAACGCCUACCGGCUUUUUGCCACCAUAGAUAGGCGGCAACUUUCGCGCAAACUUUUCUAAAAAUUUUUUGACCCGGCAGUCAGUUAACUCGCCUUGACUCUUCGGACAGGAUGAUGCCCUCCAAAGACGCUAAAAAAGAGACCUUCUAUAUCGACAAAGACAAACAGUUCAACCGGUGGUAUGAGCGCGUCCUCAUAGAAGCCGACAUUAUGGACAAGCGCUACCCCAUCAAGGGCAUGCCAAUCUUCAGCGCCUACGGCUACCACAUGCACAACGCAAUGAUGAAGAUACUAGAAAAGGAAUGGGAUAAGCUGGGUAUCGACAAGGUUCAAUUCCCUAUCCUGAUUCCUGAAUUGUACCUGAAACGCGAAGCUCAACACUUGGCAGGUUUUUCGCCGGAAGUCUUUUGGGUAACCGAGGGCGGCAGCAAAAGCCUCGAGGCCAAGAGCGCGCUUCGCCCGACGUCCGAGACGGCGAUAUACUCCAUGUUCUCUCUGUGGGUUCGCUCAUUCAGAGACCUGCCCCUAAAGGUUCACCAAACAUGUUGUGUAUAUCGCUAUGAAACGAAGGAUACGCUGCCAUUAAUUCGCGCGCGCGAAAUUUACUGGAAUGAAGGACACACCUGUCACGCGACCAGAGAAGAUGCUCUGCAAAUGCUGGAAAACGCCUGGGCCUCCUAUCUCUACCUCUUGAACGAGCACCUCGGAGUGUACGGAAAACGCCUGCGUCGCCCAGAAUGGGACAAGUUCGCCGGUGCGGAACACACCGACGUCCUCGACUGCGUGUUGCCAUCAGGGAAAGUCUUGCAAUCCGUCGGUGCGCACUACCUUGGUCAGAUAUUUGCCAAGUCCUUUGACAUUCACUUUUUAACGGAUAAAAACACAAACGAACACGCGUACAUGACCUGUUUCGGUGUUUCUACCCGCAUGCUGGCGUCCUGUUUGGCGACGCAUGGCGACAACAAGGGUCUUAUUCUGCCUUCAUCUAUUGCCAAGUACCAGGUGGUAAUCGUCCCACUCCUCUACAAGGGCAAAGAAGAAAUGUGCGUGGAAGCCGGGAAAAAAUGGAAGUCAACUUUGACAGCUGCGAACAUUCCCUGUUAUCUUGACGACUCCGAAAAAAAUCCAGGCGAGAAGUACUACUACUGGGAAAUGAAGGGAGUACCAAUCCGUAUGGAAGUUGGCCCCAGGGAUGUGGAAAAUGACCAAGUCUGUUUAGUCCGUCGCGACACUUCAGAAAAACACUUCGAACCCUCUGAAACCGUAAUAGCAAAAAUCAGAUCCUUAUUGUCCAACAUAGAUAACAAUCUAAGGCAGAAAGCCAAGACUAAAGCAGACUCAUACGUCGUCACUUGUAAAACCCUCGAAGAAGUCAUCAAAGUUAUCGAAACUCGUGGCGGAUUUGCGAGAAUCCCUUACUUUAGUUUCGAUUUAGAUGGGAAAGAAGGAGAAAAAAUCAUUCAAGAAAAAACCAACGCAGAGAUUCGCGGAUAUGACCCAACUGAAACAAUCGAGCCUGGCAUGACCUGUCUCGUUACAGGAAAGCCUGCCAAACAUUGGGCCUAUGUUGCCAAGUCCUAUUAAAAGCAAAACUAUAUAUCAAAGUA
Molecule: messenger RNA, 1613 nt
Organism: Schistocerca gregaria
Lineage: Eukaryota; Metazoa; Arthropoda; Insecta; Orthoptera; Acrididae
Product: proline--tRNA ligase 2-like
Exons: 2
Coding region: 118-1590 (490 amino acids)
Biological process (GO): prolyl-tRNA aminoacylation
Cellular component (GO): aminoacyl-tRNA synthetase multienzyme complex; cytoplasm
Molecular function (GO): proline-tRNA ligase activity; ATP binding
Source: RefSeq, a predicted model, not a curated record